GGAAGAAAUUAGUUCUACCCGCUUUAGACCGAAAAAGAAGGUCGAGUGUGCAUUCUUGAUUGCUUGCACUUUGUUAAGAAAGUACGGAGGUUAAUUUUGGUUACUUUAUGAAAAGAUUUCAUACACGCACAGGCAAAUCUUCUGUACAUGAAAAAUACGUUUACGUACCAACACGUGUGGGUGAAGGCGCCAUAUUAAGCGGUACUCUAAAAAAUUCGAGACUUUUUUAAGAAAUGGCACGACCGCUAUUUUGUAUUGCAGCCGUCGACGCUAAACUACUUUCGUAAAAAAGCAAAUUCGGAACAAUGGGUCGGUUCAGUUCUACUAAAAGGCUGUGAAGUUGUUAUGCGAAGAUCCAAAAAAGAUGGAUUUUGUUUUAAAAUUUAUCAUCCGCAAGGGAAGUCUAUAUAUGCCACGAAGCGCGUGCAGAAUUCUCUUCCCAUUAAUGAUGACUACCUUGUUAUACGGGCUCUAAAUGCUACUGAAGGACAAUUAUGGAUCAAAGCCAUUAAAAAAGUUUGCGAAGGAGCAGUUUCUGUAGACUUCGGCAGCCAUGAAAAUAUUACUGAGUGUAUUCUUACCGAAGACUCUGAAAAUGAAAUAUCCGUGGAGCUGUCCGAUUCUGAUAAUGAAGUUUUGAUGACUUUGUAUAUUGAAAAAGAUGAACCAAGGAACCUUUCGAUUACCGAUCCUGGGUGUAUUACUGAUACGUUGGACGAUCAGAAAAGAAAAGAAAUAUGGGAUUGUCUAAGAGAACUUUCUCCCGGAGACUUUAUUAGCAUUGACCGUUUGCCAUCUUUCAUUUAUGAGCCUCGCUCUUUGUUGGAACGCAUUAGCGACUUUUAUUAUCACGUUGAUAUUCUUAGCCUCGCUGCUCAAGAUGUUGACUCGUUACAACGCGUGAUAAAAGUUACAAGCUGGUUUUUCUCGGGGCUUUACUUUAAGUCAAAAUACGGCGUUGCCUCCCCGUUGAUACCGAUUACGGGAGAGCUGUACCGCUGCGUCUUCAGCCAUCCUGACCAGACAAAAACCCAUUUCGUUGCUGAACAGCUUUCAUCAUCGCCAUCUACGAGCGCAUGGUUUUUGUCCAAUAGGAAGCACGGCUUUUUUGUAAAUGGCAAUUUAACUGGUAGAGCCCCCUUUUCAGGCAACUUUAUUACUCUUGAACUUGCUGGACAACUCAACGUCCGGUUCGUGCGAUUUAAUGAAGAUUACGUCAUUACUUUUCCGGAUAUGUGCAUUAAAGGGCUAUUACGGGGUCAUUACACGCAAGAAUUAGUGGGUCUCUGUGGGAUCACGUGCAAAAAUAACGGGUACCACGUGGAACUGGAUUUUAAGCUGAAAUCUACGGAGACAACAAGCGAAUACAAUUCUGUUGUCGGGAAACUCAAGUCGGAUAGGGGAGACACUCUUUACGUAAUACAAGGUGUUUGGGAUAAACAAGUGGAUAUAAUAGACCAGAACAACAAAUGUAGAAAAGUGCUCUGGAGUGUCGAUAGUGAAACUCCUCAGAAAGCGUUAACAAGGCUUUAUGUUUCUGAUAGCUUUCUUGCCACUAACGAUUCAGAGAAAGUUUGGAAAGAAGUUUUUCAGUAUCUGCAAGAGUCCAACUUUUCUAAAGCCUCCGAAACCAUCGCUUCUGUAAAGGCUUCUCAGGACGCUUCUAUUGGCCCUCUUUAUUUCACUUUUCGAGACGGAAUUUAUAUAUAUAACUAUAUAAAUGAAAGGCGUUGGGAUGAUAAUUUUGAUCAAUUUCAAUUUGAAUUUAAAGGUAUCAUUUACACACAAACAAGUAACGGAGUGGCCGCUGGAGACGCAAGAAAAGAUUCUCCUUCCGUCGAAGAUUCUUUUGAUUUUAGGAAUAAUGAAUCAUUGAACCGAACUGUAGAGCCUCCACAUUUGCAGGAAGAGAUUUAUCGACACGACGUCAAAGAGCAGAUUUUACAGAUAAAAAAGGAAUUUAUAGACUUUAAAAAAAUGAUUUAUACUGCUCUUUUUAUGUAUGCAAUGCCCGUUGAAUAUAUGAACUUCAGGCAGUCGAGCGUGCGCAAUUAUUGCUCGCCAAAUUUCAAAAUUGGAUUUUCUUUGAAGUAA
This is a messenger RNA of Zophobas morio, 2094 nucleotides long. Its product is annotated as oxysterol-binding protein-related protein 5-like. Lineage: Eukaryota; Metazoa; Arthropoda; Insecta; Coleoptera; Tenebrionidae. Gene Ontology annotation, cellular component: cytosol; intracellular membrane-bounded organelle; membrane. The transcript is spliced from 25 exons. The coding region runs from base 346 to 2094 and encodes 582 amino acids. The record is from RefSeq and is a predicted model, not a curated record. Gene Ontology annotation, molecular function: sterol binding.